AUGACUUUGGACGCGGCGACGCUCUCAUCUAACUUAGAUGCACUCAUAAAGAAAUAUGCAGAACAAAUAAAGAAAGUAAAAUCCAUAUUGAAAACAAAAAAUAUAAGCGAACAAACGGAGGAUUCGAUAAUAAUAAGGUACAUUCUUUCCUAUGGAGAAAAGUUAGAUGAAGCGGCAGACUCCAUUGAAAAAGCGAUUCAUUGGAGAAAAACCAACAUUCACCCAUUACUAAAAAAUAAUAAAGUAUGCUUCAAAACAGAUGAAGAUGUUAUAUUGCCAAUUAGAAUAAAGCCAUAUUAUUCCCUCAUAAAAAAAUCCCUAGCUGCAUGUACGCAUAAGACGACCAUAGAUAAGCAACCAAUUGUUAUUGGCAGACUUAAGUUAUGUAAUUUUACCCUUCUCCUGGACCACGUCCCAGAAAGCAUCCUAAUUGAUUAUAUUGUAUAUUCGAAUGAACAUGAAUUCGUUGUAUGUAAUAAGCACUCAAAAGAACAUAAUUUUAUUUGUCGAACUUUUCGCUUUAUCGACUUAAAAGGAUUUAUGUUGAAAAAAUUUGAUAGGAGAUUUUUGAAAGUCUUUGCCAACACAUCAAAACUCUCUGAAUUUUUGCAUCCGCAAUUGGUUGGAAAAACGUACCUAAUAAACGCGCCGUCCUACAUAAGAAUAACCAUAGAAACUCUUAAGACCUUCGGGAUAAGCCGCAGGACGCUGAACAAAUUAGAAAUCCCCAAAAUUAUUUCAAACAAGGAACCUGCGGAUUGCGAAUGGUUCUCUGUACUAGUCGAUAAAAAUAACAUUCCUUCCUACUUGGGGGGAAAAUGUAAAUGCGAGAAUGGAUGCAUCCCAGGAUUUAAAAACGAGUUGGACGAUCCGCUAAACUUAAACCCGGAGGAAGUGAAGACAGAAAUUAACAAUAAUCUGUUAAAAUUAAAAAAUCAAUAA
Molecule: messenger RNA, 942 nt
Organism: Plasmodium knowlesi strain H
Lineage: Eukaryota; Apicomplexa; Aconoidasida; Haemosporida; Plasmodiidae
Product: sec14-like cytosolic factor
Exons: 3
Coding region: 1-942 (313 amino acids)
Cellular component (GO): cytoplasm
Source: RefSeq, a predicted model, not a curated record